Messenger RNA from Aphidius gifuensis, 6008 nucleotides. RefSeq names its product putative epidermal cell surface receptor (gene sas). The transcript has 11 exons. Gene Ontology annotation, molecular function: protein binding. Lineage: Eukaryota; Metazoa; Arthropoda; Insecta; Hymenoptera; Braconidae. The record is from RefSeq and is a predicted model, not a curated record. Bases 572 to 5464 code for a protein of 1630 amino acids.
GCAAACCACUAGUGAGCAGGAAAAAUUAAGUCCCGCUUUUAGUCGUCGACAUUCAUCGGCAUUGCACCUUCUUUCACUGCUCUCGCACAAUAUUUUUAUUUAUUUAUUUAUUAAUUAUUUUUUUUUUUCGUAUUUAAAUUGCGAAAAAAAAAUUAAUUUAAAAAACUUGUUUUUCGUUUAGAUAAUAUCAUUUUUAUGAUAUUUUUUUUUUAUUUCGAAUCAGUGUUUCGAUAACACACAUUGGUGGAUAUAUAAAAAAAAAAAUGUUUCGAAAUAUUUAAAACGGUGAUUGUAUUAAUUUUGCAAUAAUUGUGAGAUAAAUUUAAUUGAAUCUUGAAUUUUAUAGUGUGUGUUGAACUUGUUUUUUAUAAAUCAUUUAUGAAAAAAAUUAAAAAAAAAUAUUGGCUGAGGAUUUAGCUGUAGUCUCUUAUUUUUAUAUGUGAAAUUAGUUAGUUUAUUAGUUGACUAUAAUUUUAUUGAGAAUUGUGACAAGUGGUGUAUUUGUUUAAAAUAUUUUUUUAGAAUUGUUAAAUUUAGUUUUUUAUUUUUUGGUAUUAAAUAAUGCGGUAGGAUGCAAAGCCAGGAAAUACGAAUCACGUACCUUGCCCUGGUGGCAUUUAGCCUCCUAGGCGGGGAUGUAUAUGCUUCGGCAUUCACCCAGGUAACAAGUCUUCAUCGACCAACACCAACAGCCGACAAAUCUGAUGGAAUAGUUCCUCAAGUGCUGUCAAUUGAAACGAUCACUCCCAAGGUCAUUAAUAAUGAUGAUGUUAAAAAUUCAACACUGAUGAUUGAUCAACAAAAACCAUCAAAAGAUACAGAUAUUAAAAAAAAAUUAACAAUAAAUAAUGAUAAAUAUAAAAAUAUAACAAAAUAUCAAUUAACAAAAAAAGAUAAAGAUGAUAAAGAAUUAAUAGCUGAUAAAGAUAAUUAUGAAACAACAACAUUAACAAUUCCAAUAACAACAAUGCCAUCAAUGAUGCCAACAGAUGACACAGUUAAAACAACAAUAAUACCAGAAACAACAAUUAAAACAAUGACAACAAUUGUUGAUUUAAUAUCAUCAACAAUACCAUCUGUUGAUGAAGCUUCAACUGAAUUACCAAUUGAUACAAUGAUGAAUGAUUCAUCAACAUUUAUAAUUCCAACAUUGAGUGUUCAUCAAAAUAAUAGUCAAACAACAAAUGAAGAUGUUUAUUCACCGUUAUUACUUGAUGGUGAACCAAUUGUUGACCUAACAACAACAACAACAACAUCAACAACUGAAUUACCACCAACAAGUCAAGUAGCAAUGGAAGAUGAAACUAUGUCACGUGCACGUGCACUAAAUAUCUCAGCAUCUGAACCAACCAAUUCAUUACAAGCAAAUAUAACGGAUCUCAGUGAUGUCAGUAUGGAUAAUGAUGAAAACAAGGAACCUGAAGGAGUUGAGUAUGUCGUCAAGCAUAACGAAACAACAACAACAACAACAACAACAACAGUGUUACCAAUAACAUUAUUACCACCAAUUAUAUGUCACGAUGGAAAUAAAACUUACAAUCCUGGUGAAAGAAUAAUACAUGGUUGUGAUGAAAAAUGUAUUUGCGGUGAUGAUGGAAUUAUUACAAGAUGUGAACCAAUAUGUAUGUCACCAUAUGUACGAGCUGGAAGAGGUGAAAAUACUGAUCCAUUUUGUCAUGAAGCUAUUGUUGGAACUGAUGGAUGUUGUGCUGUUCUUGAAUGCUCUGAUUCUGCUACUGAGGCAGAAGAAACUUGUGUAUUUGAAAAUAAAACAAUAAAUAGAGGACAACGUGUUGAGGAUGGUUGUUCACGUGUUUGUAUUUGUGAAACUGGUGGUACAUUAAAAUGCCAACCAAGAUGUCCACCAAAUGAAACAGCAACUGGAAUGAAACAACAUGAUCGAUGUGUUGCUCUUCCUGAUCCACGGGAUUCAUGCUGUACAAUAACACUGUGUGAUGUUAGCCUUGGUGAGCAUGAAAUAAAAUCAGAAAAUAUAUCUGAUUUAACUGUUAAUUUAACAGACGUAAAAGUUAUAAAUUCAACAGCAAUAAAAUUAAAAUUAUCAUCUGAAUUAUCAAGUGAUGCUGUUAUUGAAGUAUCAGAAGAUAAUCGCAUUUGGAUGCAACGAAAAAUUGACAAUAAUGGUAUUUUAUCAAAUCUUGAGCCAGCACAUAGUUAUCAUGUGCGAAUAACAGAAGGAGGUCGAACGGGACCAUCACUUCGUGUGAUCUUACCAGCGGAAGUGAUAAAAACAAAUAUAACGGAUUAUAAAUUUGAUAAAAACACUUGUAAUCAUCGUGGUAAAUUAUACAAAAUUGGUGAUGAAUGGUAUGAUGAGUGUAUAUCAUUUUGUGUAUGUAAUAAUAGUGCUAAAAUUGAAUGUGCAACAAUCCAAUGUCCAACUGAAUUUGGUCUUGACGUAUUAGAUCCAACUUGUCUUGAUUGGGAACCAGUACCAUCUGAUUUUACAGCUAAAGCACCAGAUUGUUGUCCAAAGGAAAUGAGAUGUAGAAAUAAUGGAUCAUGUGAAUAUGAAGGUUCAACAUAUGAAAAUUGGUCAACAAUACCAAAAAAUAAAACUGGAUGUGAAACAACAUGUUCAUGUGAAUUUGGUAAAAUUAAUUGUACACCAACUUGUCCAACAGUAACAGCAUUACCACCAUCAACACUUAAUUGUCCAGCAUAUCAAGCAGUACUUGUUUCACUUCCACAUCAUGAAUGUUGCAAGGAAUGGAUGUGUGAUCGUACUAUUCAUAAAACAAAUGGAAUGAACAAAACAAGCGCGAAUCCCGGUCAAUAUUUAAAUGACAUGAAUAUUCAUCCAAGUAUUGAUACAGCAAAUGAUACAACUAACAACAACAUGCCAAUUGAUCAUCAGAUGAAUAAAAAUAAAAAAGAAUUAUCAUCAUCAACAACAUCAAAUGACAAUGUCAUGUCAAAUUUACAUCCAGUUAUAUCUGAAAUAACAAAUAAUCCAAUGGAACAUUUGAAUAAUUAUAAUGGUCCAUAUAAUCCAGAUUACAAACCAACUGAAUCAAGUGUUGAGGAAUUAUUCCAUUUACCUGAACGUAAUCCAGAAAAAAUGGCACCACCAUUAAAAGAUAAAUCAAAAUCAAAAACUGAUAUGAAAAAACCAAUUGAACCAUUUAAACAACAUAAAGAAAUUAUUGAACAACAAUUAACACCUCAUGAUCACUAUAAUCAUCAUCAUCAUCAUCAACAACAACUUGAUAACAACCAUAAUAUUGAUGAUGAAGAUGAUGAGGAUGAAAAUGAAAGUGAUGAUAAAGAAUUACCAAUAAAUUCUCAAUCUUUUCCUGGUCCAAUUGCACCAAAUAAAUUUCCAAUUAAUCAAAAUUAUCCAAAUGGUAAAGAAACAGAUGGAUCACAUGUUCCAUCAAGUAAAUAUCCAAAUAAACAUUCAACACCAUCUAAAAAAGUGAAUAAUAAUGAACAACAAUAUGUACCAUUUAAUAAUCAACAUGAUAAUUCAGGUUUUUCACAAUUUUCACCAAAUAAUGGUGAUAAUAUACCACCAACAAGAUUUGAUCCAAAUACUUUUGAAAAUACAGAUAUUGGCACAUCAUAUUCAAAGAAAAAAACACCACCAAUUGAUAUAUAUAAUAAUGAUGAAAAUAUAAAAAUAAAACCAAGUUUACCUGGUAAAAUAAAACAAAAUCAACGUAAACCAGAACAAGAAAUAUUACCAGGUGAUUUACUUAAUAUAUUUCAUAAUCAACAUCCAGGAUUAACACAAUUAGAUCUUCCACCAGCUCAAGGACAUCCUGGUCUAUAUGAAUUUCAUCAACAAAUAUCAAAUCAAAAAGACGUACCAAUUAAUGGAAUAUCAAAUGGUUUUUUCAAUCCACCACCACCACCACCGCCAUCAUCAUCAUCAGCAUCAUCAGCGUCUUCAUCAAAAAAACCAAGACCACAAAUAAUUGCACAAGAAAAUGAAGAUGGUCAAACGACAUAUCAUAUACAUGCACCAGAUAUACAAAAUUCCCAAUCACAUUUAGAAGAAUUAUUAGCACAUAUUAGUGCUGUUGAACAAAAUUCAAAACAAGGCCCUUAUCAACAACAAUAUCCAAAUAGACAACAACAACAACAAAUUAAUAAUAAUUAUCCAAACGGACCACCUCCACCACCACCUAGGAUAGAAAAUAACGGAGAUACAUAUUUGAACCAUCCGUUUGCAAUACCAACACCCAAUCAGUCAGGAAAUCGUGAUAAUUUUCCACCUGGUUUUCCAAAUCAAGUUAUUGGACAAUCACCAUCUGAUGAAGUUGUUAUUAAAGAACUUGAAGCACUUGUACCAAGAAAUGUACGUGUUGUAUUUACAGUACCAGCAGUAUUAAUUGGUCUUCAAGCACGUUUUGAAUUACGUUAUACAAGUAAUCAAACAAAUACUGAUCCAUCAACAUGGAGCUCACAAUUAUAUUUACCACCAGAUGAAUUAAUAUCAACACAAAAAAUGGAAGUUGAACUUGAUAAUCUUGAAAUAGCAACAAUAUACAAAGUUAAAGUUAUUGUUAAUGUUCGUGAUCUUACAAAUCAUCCAAGUAGUCAAAUUUAUACUGUUAAAACAUAUGAACCACCAGAAAUAUUAAUUGAUGCUGAAUUACAAGUUGAACAAACAAAUUCAAGUUUAAUACAAAUGAUAUGGCGUAAAUUUUCUGAUAAUGAAACAAGAUUUAUUGAUGGUGUACAAUUGAGAUAUAGAUUAUUAAAUGCAAGUACAUUUGUUAGAACACCACUUAUUCAUCGUGCAAUAACAUCAUAUGUCAUUGAAAAUUUAGCACCAAGUACAACAUAUGAAAUUGGUAUAUCAAUUAUUCCAUUUCCAGGACAAAAAACUGAAUUAAAAACACCAAAAACAAUACUUGUUACAACGACAAUUGAAACAAAUCCAUGGGCUUUUGAAAUUGAUUUUGAUAUUAAAACAGUUAAAAGUCAAGAAGUUGAAAUAUCAUGGAGUGGUAUACCAUAUCCAGAAGAUCGUUAUGUUAAUAUUUAUCGUGCAAUAUGUAAAAGUGAUAGAGGUACUGAAGAUACAAGUACAUUUAAAAUAGCUAAAAGAGAUUCACCAGCUAAAACAAUAAUAUCUGGUCUUAAACCAGCAACAAGAUAUAGUUUAUGGUUAAUGGUUUAUUUAAAAAAUGGUAAAACAUUACAAAGUAAUGUUAAAGAUUUUGUUACAAAACCAGGUACAAUAUUAUCUGCUGGUAUUGGUGCACAAGGUAAAUUAGCAUCAGUACAAAUUCAUGAUGGUGAUUAUUAUGGACCACUUGUUAUUGUUGCUAUUGUUGCAUCAUUAUCAAUACUAUCAACAUUGAUAUUAUUAAUGAUGCUUAUGAAAAGACGAUCAAGUAGUAAAGCUGAUAUAUCACCAAGAAAAACAACAUCGGCAUAUGACAAUCCAUCCUACAAGGUAGAAAUACAACAAGAAACUAUGGACUUGUGAAGAUGCAGUGACAAUAACAAAUGGACACAACAAAGUGACUGAACAUGAAUUGUCAACAAUUAAUUCAAACAACGCCGAUGCCAAGGAAAGUGCAUGAUAAAUUGCAUUGAUAUUAAUUUAUUUAACAAAUUAUAUAAGUCAAUUAUUAUUUUUUAAAAUAAUAAUCAAUAAAAUUAUAUGACUAUUAUUAAUAAUCCGUCCAUGAUAUGCAAAUCAUGUCAACAAUUGAGGAAGUUGAGGAAAAUCAAAUUAUUCUUGAUUAAUACUGCCAUUUAUUAAAAAAAAAAAAAAAACAAAUUUAAUAAUCAUUUAUUACAUUGUGACAUUCGAAUUUUAUUACUGGAUAUUAACGACUCGUCAUAUUUUUCAUGCAUUAUAUUAUUUUUAUCAAAUUAUUUUUUAUUUUUUAAAUUUAAUGAAUAAAUGUUUGCCUGUAUAUACGAUUCAUGUGCAAUAAAUAUUUUUUUUUUAUUUUUUUUUAUAUUAGGCACAUUUUAUUGAGUGACUGAAAAAUUACGAAAAAAAAUUUCUAUAAAAAAAUUUC